AUGAAAAAUUAUAAAAAAUUGAUUUCUGCUAGUGAAGGUUAUUGUAAAAGUGAAUCUGCUCAUGCAACACAAACUAAAAUAUUAACUGAUUCAUUGGUAUUACAAAGUAAUACUGGAAUUAAUGAUUUAGAUCAAGGAGUAAAUAAUAUUAUUGAUAUUUUACAAGUUAUGUUUGCUGGAAGAAAUGAAACAGCUAGAUAUUUUAAUGAUCAAAUAAUACCUAUUUUAAAAAAGAAUGCUUCUGAAUACCCUCGUAUGGUUUCUAAUUUUGAAGAUAGGUAUAGAAAUGAUUUGAAACGUGCUGACUCUAAUAUUGCUUUAUCACAAAAAAAGUUAAAGGCUCAACCCACUGAAUUAAAACAAUUUAUGGAAGAAGUAAAACAAACAGAAACUUUAAAACAACAAUGUAUUGUUCAAGGACUUCAUGAUACAACUAAAAUGGUAAGAGAAUUAUAUUGUGGAUUGAUUCAACUAUUUUGUAAUUUAUUUGAAAAAGAAAAGAAUGCACUACAACAAAUAGUGGAUGUAUUGAAAGCAAAUGAAGCUGAAAUUCAAAAAAUGGCUACUUCUAGUACAAAUUUUGGUGAAGAAGUUGGAGAAUUGAUUAAAGCUAAAAAACAAGUUCUUAUUGACCUCAAAAAAUUAACACCAGAAUUAAGAGGUGUUUUAAAAGCAGCUGGAUUAAAGAGAAAAGAUUUAUGUAAUCCAGAAACUGUUAAAUUACUUAUUGCUACAGUUGAACAAGCUGUCAAAGAAGGUAAAUGUGACCAAAGUGUAUUAGACCAAUUAACAGCUACUCCUGGUUCAGAAAAUUCAUUAGUCAAAACUUCUUUACCCAAUGGUAAACAAAGAAAUGCUGAGUUAGAGGAUUUUGAAGAAAUUGAUAUUCCAAACUCUAAUAAAAAUACAGCCGUCCCUAGUACUAAUUCUCCUCAAGCUGUUAAAAAAUCUGAACAUGAAUUAGAAACACCUUCUGCUCCAAUUAUUCCAUCUAAUAAUGAAACAUCAGAACCUAAUACUCAAACUAGACGCCCACCACCUCCUCUUCCUAGUCGUAAGGUACCACCUACAUUACCUUCUCGUUCAGAUAAUAAUAUUCCUCCACCAUCAGGUAAUCCACCACCCCCUCCUAAUUUGAAUAUUCCACCACCUCCUCCUAGUUUAAAUGUUCCACCACCUCCUCCUACAGUAAAUACUUCAUCUCCUACUCCAAAAACUACACCUGCUGUCUCGUUACCAACUGGUGGAAGAUCAUUUCUUGAUGAUAUUAGCAAAGGAGGACAUGUCCUUAAGAAAACUGAACCAUUACCAGAAAAGAAAAUGACUGUGGCACAACAAGAUGAUCUAACUAGUAUGCUUGCUAACGCUAUGGCAAACAGACGUAAAGAUAUUGAGGUUGACACAUCUGAAGAAGAAGAUGACGAUGAUGAAUGGAGUGACUAA
Entamoeba nuttalli P19 is the source of this 1443-nucleotide messenger RNA. RefSeq lists its product as hypothetical. Lineage: Eukaryota; Evosea; Mastigamoebida; Endamoebidae. The record is from RefSeq and is a predicted model, not a curated record. Bases 1 to 1443 code for a protein of 480 amino acids. The transcript has a single exon.